UUGCCUUGUGCCAGACGUCGUUUGUGCUUCUACAGAGAAAUGGACACCCAGGGCAUCAACUUCUAUGACAAGGAGCUGGACAUAGGUCGCAUCGUAGCCGAGGCACAGCUGGAGGAUUGCGAUGAGGCGCUCAAUAUAUGCGACCUGAGCACUGUGGAACGCAAAUUCGAGCUGUGGCAAAAGCAGCUGCCACGCAUCACGCCCUUCUAUGCCGUCAAAUGCAAUGAUGACAAACGAAUUGUACAAACUCUGGCUGAUCUCGGCGUGGGCUUCGAUUGUGCCUCGAAGAACGAACUGAAACAGGUUCUCGAUUACGGCGUCUCGCCCGAUCGCAUCAUCUUUGCCAAUCCCUGUCGUCCAAUCAGCCACUUGGACUACGCCAAGCAGCAAAAGGUGCUCAAGGGCACCGUGGACAAUGAAUUCGAGAUUUACAAGCUGCACAAACACUACCCUGAAUCCAACCUCAUAGUUCGCUUCAAGUCCGAGGCAAAGGCCGCUCAAUGCCCGCUGGGCGAUAAAUUUGGUUGCGAUGCGGACAUUGAUGCCUCGGCGCUGAUGCUGCUAGCAAAAUCACUCGAUUUAACAGUAACCGGCACCAGUUUUCACGUUGGCUCCGGCUGCUCCGACAUGGAGGCCUAUGAGCGCGCCAUCAGGAAGGCAAAAAACCUUUUCAAGUUUGGUCAACUCCUGGGCUACGACUUGGAUCUAUUGGACAUUGGCGGCGGCUUUCCGGGCAGCGACGAUGAGCACUUCAUAAAGCUGGCUGACACGGUGAACAGUGCUGUGCAAAAGUAUUUUCCCGAUGAACGCAUUGAGAUAAUUGCCGAGCCAGGUCGUUUCUUUGUGGCUGCAUCAUAUACACUGGUCUGCAAGAUUCAUGCCAAGCGCGAGGUGCGCAACGCCGCUGGCAAGCUGGACACCGUUAUGUACUACUUGAACGAUGGCGUCUAUGGGUCCUUCAAUUGCAUACUCUACGAUCAUCAGACUGUAACAGUGGAGCAUUAUUUGCCUGCUGAUCCUUUGCUGCCCACUUUCAAGAGCUUGAUCUGGGGUCCCAGCUGCGAUGCUCUGGACAAGAUCUCUGAAAAUCUACGUUUGCCCUACUUGAAGUGUGGCGAUUUGCUGGGCUUUCCCAACAUGGGCGCAUAUACAGUGCCCAUUGCCAGCGCCUUUAAUGGUUUUCCCUUGCCGAAAACUCUUUACUUUAAGGCCAUAUGACUAAAUGAAUUGGCAUUGAUAAAUAAACAAGAGAUGUGUAUGUUAGUAACCAAUAUGAUUUUUAUUCAUUAUAAUUGCUCCAUUGAGAACUUAG
This is a messenger RNA of Drosophila arizonae, 1312 nucleotides long. RefSeq names its product ornithine decarboxylase 1-like. Gene Ontology annotation, molecular function: ornithine decarboxylase activity. Lineage: Eukaryota; Metazoa; Arthropoda; Insecta; Diptera; Drosophilidae. The record is from RefSeq and is a predicted model, not a curated record. Gene Ontology annotation, cellular component: cytoplasm.